Messenger RNA from Brassica oleracea var. oleracea, 847 nucleotides. RefSeq lists its product as uncharacterized. Lineage: Eukaryota; Viridiplantae; Streptophyta; Magnoliopsida; Brassicales; Brassicaceae. The record is from RefSeq and is a predicted model, not a curated record. Gene Ontology annotation, biological process: chaperone-mediated protein complex assembly; protein folding. Bases 119 to 571 code for a protein of 150 amino acids. Gene Ontology annotation, molecular function: Hsp90 protein binding; protein-folding chaperone binding. Gene Ontology annotation, cellular component: nucleus; cytosol. The transcript is spliced from 6 exons.
GAAGAAUCUUAUUACCCUAAAAGACUCGUUGAGUCCACUCUGUCUCUGUCUCUGUCUUAUUCGCUUGAGCUCGAUCCACGCUCUUACACCCGCCGUUUACACUUCCGAUCAGUAAGACAUGAGUCAUAACCCGGAGGUUCUUUGGGCUCAGCGGUCUGAUAAGGUUUACCUAACCGUCGCCUUACCUGAUGCAAAGGACAUUUCAGUCAAAUGUGAGCCUCAGGGCCUAUUCACUUUCUCUGCUCUUGGCACCCUAGGCAAGCUCUUUGAGUUCAGCUUGGAGCUAUAUGGGAAGGUUGUGCCAGAAUAUAGAAAGAACGUUGGGCUAAGGAACAUCAUAUUUUCGAUUCAGAAAGAAGAGAGAAGCUGGUGGCCACGAAUCUUGAAAUCAGAAGAGAAGCCUGCACCUUACAUCAAAGUGGACUGGAACAAAUGGUGCGAUGAGGAUGAGGAAGUCAACUCUGAGACAGCCUCUGAUGAUGAGAGUGCAUUUGUUGAUGAAGAUUGUGAAAGCAGCGAUGAUGAUGGAUUGCUCUAUCUUCCGGAUCUGGAAAAGGCAAGAAACAACUAGCUAACCAUCAACAACCAACAACCAGCCAACUCUGUUUCUGAAGCUGAAGAAAAAAGGCAAAAGGAUUAAGAAGUGAAGCAUAGUGGUUUAGGAUGAUUUGUUUUGUUUUGUACUCUUCAGUAAACCAAACACUUAUUAGUUCCUGUAGUUUACUCAGGUUUACCUCUGAUUUACGUUUUUAAGGGUAGACACCUUUAGGCUGAAUGUUGCGAGUCUUGUGACACUUUAUCGAAUGCUUAAGGCUAAUAGCUUUUCUUAAAAUAUACUUUUAUCAAA